Molecule: messenger RNA, 204 nt
Organism: Emiliania huxleyi CCMP1516
Lineage: Eukaryota; Haptophyta; Isochrysidales; Noelaerhabdaceae
Exons: 2
Coding region: 1-204 (67 amino acids)
Source: RefSeq, a predicted model, not a curated record
AUGAAGGUGGUGGAGCUCAAGGAGGAGCUGGGCGAGCGUGGCGAGGCCCUCUCGGGCAACAAGGCGUGGCUGCGCCGCCGGCUGCACGCCGCUAUAGCGAGCGAGGAUUUGGAGACCGCGCUGCGGGCGCCGCCGGAGAGCAGAAUUCAUAUCGUUGCUCAGGUCACUCUCGCUCGUUUCGGACACUUGUACCUCCACGGCUGA